AGUACACAGCCUGGCCCUCUCGUCUCUCCCCAUUAUCCACCUCCAGGCGUCGUUUGAACAUCUCCCCCAGCUUUCAUAGUAGUCUUCCUCAAAAUCGGCAACAUGGCGAACCUCAAGCGUAGUGCUAGCGAAAGUGAAGACGAAAAGGAGGUGCUCAGUCCCAAGUCGAGCCACAAGAGGCCCAAGUCGACCAUCGACAAGGCAUCGCCCCGCAAAGCAUCUCCCACCAAGAAGCCUACGGAUGGCACCAGUCGAAGCCCAACGAAGGCCCUCAGCAAGGACUGGUCUUUUGAAGAGGAGCUCUGCAUCAUUCACAAGGUGUUUGGAGGCAAGCUGCCGACACUGAGCAACCAGGAUGUUGAGGAGCUCAGCGCAACGCUCGGCCGCACGCCUUGCAGCAUCCGGACGUACUAUUCUCGCCGCAUCAGGCCAAAAUUCAUGCCCCCGUCGUCUUCCAAGUCGACAAAGCCCUCUCACUCGGACGAGGAUGAAAAGUGAUCCACCUGCCGGGGCCAU
Acaromyces ingoldii is the source of this 516-nucleotide messenger RNA. RefSeq lists its product as hypothetical. The record is from RefSeq and is a predicted model, not a curated record. The transcript has 3 exons. Lineage: Eukaryota; Fungi; Basidiomycota; Exobasidiomycetes; Exobasidiales; Cryptobasidiaceae. Bases 103 to 498 code for a protein of 131 amino acids.